GCUUCCGCUCCAUCAUUUUACUGUUUGACAGCUACACACCACGUUUGUCAUGACAUUCACAGUUCAGCUGCACAUAUUCCGGGAAGACGCUCUCCCGAAGAACAAAACACACACACCCGUUGUCAAUGCGGCUCCUUGCCGCUGGAAAUUGAUCAGUAUAAGUACUGCUGUAGCCUAUCAUUAGCCAACGGUGACAUUCACUAAACUGCGCGCUCAGACUGGCAGGUUGCUGUACUAGCACUAUGGAGGACAACCCCAAGGAUGAUAGCGCUACGAAGGGACAGGAAUCGAUUUCCUACCAACGAAGGAUGUGGAAGAAUUUCCAAGACAAAACCAAACCGUUUUUGAGCCCCAAAUUGGGCUCUGGGCGUCGCAGUCCCGACAGUAAAAAGGAGACCGGGUUAUGGAUGUUUAAAAGAAAAAAGAAAGAGCUAGACCGUUUCUUUUCGUCCUCACAGCCCAAUCUCUGCUGCUCUACCCCGGCGCCUUUCCUGGCUGACCAGUCCCUCGGUGGUACAGCGCCUGGGAGCAGCAGCACCGGGCAACCUCUGCAUCAGCUACUGGGGGCCGAUGGAGCGUCCGCGAGCAAGCCAGAGCUAACGGGACAUGACAGCCCGAAACUCAUUGUCUCCCAUUUAAUCCUGUCCCAUCAGAAGAGCUCCUCUCUCGGCUCUGCAUGCUUCGAGAAGCUGGUAGUAGAAUCUUCGGUCGUUGGGGAGGAGGAACAGUUGCGCAAAAACGCCAGUGAUUCCGGCAUCAACAUCGCGGGGUCAAGUAAUGCUGAGACCGCUCCUCCUGCCAACCCAGGGAUGUACCAACUGGACAUCACUCUAAAGAGGGGACACAACCUCGCCAUCAGGGACAGAGGAGGGACAAGUGAUCCGUAUGUGAAGUUUAAGAUUGCGGGGAAGGAGGUGUUCAGGAGCAGGACCAUCAAUAAGAACCUGAACCCGGUGUGGGACGAGAGGGUCAGCCUACUUGUGGACAGCCUCCGAGAACCUCUUUAUGUCAAGGUGUUUGACUAUGACUUCGGCCUUCAGGAUGACUUCAUGGGUUCUGCCUACCUCUACCUGGAGUCUCUGGAACACCAGAGGACCCUGGACGUGACCCUUGACCUCGAGGAUCCCCAGUACCCCGAACAUAACCUGGGAACUCUAGAGCUGGCAGUCACACUGUCACCCAAAGAGGGAGACUUCAGGGAAGCACAGCAGCAUUCGAGUAUGCGGUUGUCAGAUGUCCACAGGAAAGCUCAGCUGUGGAGAGGUAUAGUGAGCAUCAGUCUGAUCGAGGCUCAUGACCUCCAGCCUAUGGACGCCAACGGCUUCAGUGACCCCUACGUCAAGUUCAGACUGGGCCAUCAGAAAUACAAGAGCAAGACGAUACCCAAGACUCUGAACCCCCAGUGGAGAGAGCAGUUUGACUUCCAUCUUUAUGAGGAGCAGGGGGGCUUCAUCGACAUCACCGUCUGGGACAAAGACGCAGGCAAGAAGGACGACUUCAUGGGCAGGUGUUCGAUAGACCUGUCACCGCUCAGUAAAGAGCACACUCAUAAGUUUGACCUGCCGCUGGAGGAGGGCGAGGGCAUGCUGGUGCUGCUGGUCACACUCACGGGGGCAGCUGCAGUGUCCAUCUCGGACCUGUCUGUCAACAUCCUGAACGACACACACGAGAGACACCAGAUACGACAGAGAUAUAGUGUGCUGAGGUCGUUCCACAACCUGAAGGAUGUGGGGGUGGUCCAGGUUAAGGUCAUCAGAUCAGAGGGGCUGAUGGCAGCAGACGUCACAGGGAAAAGUGACCCCUUCUGUGUGGUGGAACUGAGUAACGAUCGGCUACAGACACACACGGUCUACAAGAACCUCAACCCCGAGUGGAACAAGGUCUUCACCUUUAACGUGAAGGACAUCCACUCGGUGUUGGAGGUGACGGUGUACGACGAGGACCGAGAGCGCUCGGCAGACUUCCUGGGUAAAGUGGCCAUCCCUUUACUAAACAUUCAAAAUGGUGAACGGAAAGCCUACGCUUUGAAAAGCAAGGAGCUGACAGGGCCAACAAAAGGGGUCAUCUUUCUGGAAAUAGACGUGAUUUUUAACGCUGUAAAGGCAGGUCUCAUGACGUUGAUACCCAAAGAGCAGAAAUACAUAGAGGAUGAGCCCAGAGUGUCCAAACAGUUGCUUCUGCAAAACUUCAACAGAGUGAGACGAUGCAUCCUGUUCCUCAUCAACGCCGGCUGCUACAUCAACAGCUGCUUCGAAUGGGACUCAACUCAGAGGAGCAUCUGUUCCUUCCUGGUCUUUGUUCUGGUGGUGUGGAACUUUGAACUCUACAUGAUUCCUCUGGUUCUGUUGCUGCCGCUGGCCUGGAACUAUAUCCUCAUCUCUUCGGGGAAGGACACCAGGCAAGAUGUGCAAGCGAUGGAGGAGUUGCUGGAGAAUGAGGAUGAGGACUAUGACAAAGAUGACAAGGACCCAGAGAGAAAGGGCUUCAUCAACAAGCUGUAUGCCAUUCAGGAUGUGUGCAUCAGUGUGCAAAAUGCCCUGGAUGAAGUGGCAUCCUAUGGGGAAAGGAUAAAGAACACCUUUAACUGGACAGUGCCUUUCCUAAGCUGGCUGGCCAUCGUGGCUCUAUGUGUGGCCACUGUUCUCAUCUACUAUAUCCCCCUACGCUACAUCGUCCUGGCCUGGGGGGUGAAUAAAUUCAGCAAGAAGCUCCGUGACCCGUAUACCAUUGACAACAACGAGCUCUUGGACUUCCUGUCCAGAGUCCCCUCAGAUGUUCAAGUGGUGCAGUACCGAGAGCUGAAAGUGGAUCCCAGUCAUAGUCCAAAUAAAAGAAAGAAAAACAACCCGGGAUAACUGGCUUUGCCCACCCACUGAAUCUUCCCUCCCUCACCCGUCCAACGCCAAGAAGCAGAGAAACACUGGUUUGAACCCGCUGAACACUCUCUCUCUCUCUCUCUCUCUCUCUCUCUCUGUCUCUCUCU
Molecule: messenger RNA, 2983 nt
Organism: Oncorhynchus gorbuscha (pink salmon)
Lineage: Eukaryota; Metazoa; Chordata; Actinopteri; Salmoniformes; Salmonidae
Product: multiple C2 and transmembrane domain-containing protein 1-like
Exons: 21
Coding region: 243-2855 (870 amino acids)
Biological process (GO): regulation of neurotransmitter secretion
Cellular component (GO): synaptic vesicle membrane
Molecular function (GO): calcium ion binding
Source: RefSeq, a predicted model, not a curated record